GGACGCAGCCUCACACAGCGGCGGGGAAAACAGCAGCAGUCACCGAGAGACUGAGGGUGGAAAAAGAAGGAAGGAGAAACAUUUUUUUUUCGGCUUUGUUUGUGUGUGUGUGUGUGUGAAAAGUUGGCUGCGCGCGCGUCAGUUUGUGUUGGACGUGUUGGUUUUAAAGGUUUUGCGCGCCGCUGCUGUGCCGUGGAGCCUCAGCCGCGAUGUAGCGAUGCGUAAACGCACCUAAACUUCUCCACGCGCGCACUCAGACAUCCAUGCAGCUGCUUUAGGGAAACUCAAGCACUUCUUUUGAAAGUUUAUAAUUUAUCUAACUUUUUUUGCUUGUAUUGAUGUUGUGUUUGUGUGUGUGCUUUUUUUUUUCCAUUUUUUAAAAUUAUGAGUCCCGCCCGGAGCUCAUAGCUGCAUGACUCCCUUUUAUUUCCCUCCACAUCACUGUCCCUCAGCCCAAUGAUGACUAUGAGCUCAAUAUCGGACACUUUGGUUCCGCCCGAUCCGUCCAAAUCCGCGUUUUUGGAGUUUGGCGGCCACAGCUACCCCGGACACCAGCAGCACUCCCCCGGUUUGUCCCACAAUCAUUAUCCGGUCCACGGUCUGCACGCGGUCGGACCAGCGCAGCACGACGGCCCCUUCGCACCCGGUGCGUCCUCGUAUGGUCGCCCGCUGGGAUACCCGCCCUACCAUAGCCCCGUGAGCGCACACCACCCCGGGGCCUACCUGCCGUACCAGCACGGGGGCCACGGAGGCGCGCUGGGACACACCAGACUAGAAGACACCGAGCAUGAGAAGCCCACCACGGUAAUAGAGAACGGGGAGGUGAGGCUGAACGGGAAGGGAAAGAAGAUCAGGAAGCCUCGGACCAUUUACUCCAGCCUACAGCUUCAGGCCCUCAAUCAGCGCUUCCAGCAAACCCAGUACCUCGCGCUGCCUGAGAGGGCUGACCUGGCAGCCAAACUGGGCCUGACGCAGACCCAGGUGAAAAUAUGGUUCCAAAACAAGAGAUCUAAAUACAAGAAGAUCAUGAAGAACGGACCGUGCGGCCCUGAGGGUGACCACCUAGCCCCGCCUCCACCGUCCUCCUCCUCCCCUUGCUCCCUGUGGGACAUCAACAUGGCGUCCAAAGGCGCCCCGGUGCACUCUGGAGGAUAUAUGAACAAUUUUGGACACUGGUAUCCUGGACACCAGCAGGACUCAAUGCCUAGGACUCAGAUGAUGUGACAGAUUGGAGGACACAGCAACACCACCAGGACAAAUGAUGGAUUUAUGGCAGCAAUCUGACUGGAGCUGUUUUAGGCACACAGACCGUUUAGCAACUCUGGAGGCAAAAAUGGUAAAGAAGGUAGUGCAGUCAACAGAAGGCCCUGAAGACGAGGGGAAAUAGAGCAGCUAAAUUGUAUAUUAUUCUAAUAUAUGGACAGCUAUUAGCAUUUUUAAUUUGAUUCAAAAUAUUACGAGUCAAAAUUGACGUAUUGGGGCCUCGUUUAAAUGACCUAUGGACACGAGCAAUGACAUGUGCUGGAUAUAAGAGAGAACCCAUUGGUUCUUGUGAGGUAAAAAUGGAUGUAGACUUGCAGUUGCAAAACAAACUCCUGCUUUGAAGCCUCAGGAUUUGACCAGCGCUUUGUCACGUUUUUGAAACGGGAAGUUCACCGACGUCGCCUUCAGUUGACUACAUGCACGGUCACUUCCUGGUUUUAAUAAACUGUCAGCCAAAGAUGUUCGGUGUCUGCAGAAGUAUUUAGCAGUGGCAUUUAGACACAUGUUUCAUUUUAGACCAUGUUGAAUCCCUCAGGGCUAACGACUAAAACAACUAUCAAAAGACAACGUAAACAUUUUACAUUGAUAUCAGAACUUUUAACCACUAAAAAAAAAAUAUUCCAAGUUUCCCCGUAGCGAUGAUUGAGUGGAAGUUAAGGGUUUGACUUAUAUUUUAGUGGAAGUUGUAAGUGACAUGCAUAUAAUCAGUUGACAGCUGUCCAAUAAGUGCUUGGUUAUUGCACAGUGCCAUCUGAACAUGAUUUACAAAAUUAGCAUCGUGUGUUAUCAAAGAACACCUGAAACUACAAAUUGAGGCCAUUAACUUGUUUAGCGAUGUUAUCAAGAGAGGAGUAGAGUCAAUUCCACGUAGACUUCCAUUCAAAUGAAGUUUGUUUUGCAACAAGCGGUGCGGCCCCCUGGUGGCUGUUCAUUAAAUUGUUCCUUCCCAAUGAGCCUCUCCCUGCAAACCAGAGGAAUACGUUCACCUUUCAUAUCGAGAUGAAUGUCCCUGUGACAAACGCUCGACUAAAUAAUUCCCAUUUAGAUGAAUUAAAAUAAACUGUAAGUUACUGUCCAGGCUGCUGCAGCAGGACAGGACAGCGGUUUGUUUGUUUGUUUGUUUGUUUGUUGCCUAUUGAUUCAAGGAUUCAACUUCUUCUUUGUAAGAGGAAGAAUAUGUCGCUCCUUCAGACGUCUCCGUCACAAAAUAUGAUUCUUUCUGCCUCCAGAGCAGCUUUAGACUUUUCAACAAAGCUACAACUC
This is a messenger RNA of Solea solea (common sole), 2526 nucleotides long. Its product is annotated as homeobox protein Dlx4a-like. Gene Ontology annotation, biological process: negative regulation of transcription by RNA polymerase II; embryo development; cell differentiation. Gene Ontology annotation, molecular function: RNA polymerase II cis-regulatory region sequence-specific DNA binding; DNA-binding transcription factor activity, RNA polymerase II-specific. NCBI's taxonomy places the organism in Eukaryota, Metazoa, Chordata, Actinopteri, Pleuronectiformes, Soleidae. Bases 457 to 1224 code for a protein of 255 amino acids. The record is from RefSeq and is a predicted model, not a curated record. The transcript has 3 exons.